GUCAAUAGACGCUGAUGCAAUGUGAGCAGAGGUGGUUGCAUCAAAAAUCUAUGAACUUGCAUAUCUCGUGCAAGUUUAUGCCGUUUCGGCAGAAAAGACUUUCAUUAGUUACUGUUACGAGAAGAUAUUUGUGCCAUUCAAGGCCAAAGACUUUUGAUAGCCAUCGAUUUAGAUUUAAGUUGGCUUUGAAUAUGGAGAAACAACUGAAGAAGAAGAAGAUCCGUAAUAUGGCACAUGUUGACAAAUACAAGAGCAAACUGUCUCAGGUUCCUGUAUCAUUUUCUGCUAGUGUGACUGUGGUAUCUACUGGUGCGAAUGGAUUAGGACGAUCUGUCUUAUUGAGAACAAACACUGACAGGUAUUUGUUUAACUGUGGAGAAACAGUUCAAAAAGUUAUGCCAGAUAUUAGUUCUCGUUUAGGACCAGUAGAUAAUAUAUUCUUCACCUACAACACCUGGAACAAUGUUGGUGGUAUUAUGGGUUUCUUGCUGUCAAAUACUGAAGACAUUUACCAUGCUAACACUAUUGUCCUGCAUGGUCCACCGUAUGUGAACAAGUUGUUGGACAUGACAAGAAUGUUUUCAGAGAAUCAUGUUGGAUCUUUAGCAAAAGUUGAUUGGCAUGGUAUAGACAGAGUAAAGCAUGAGGAUGAUCAGCUAACUGUAGAAUAUGUAGAACUUCGCAGUGGAGAAUCUGAGGAAAUUCAGAAAGUGUACCAGUUUGAAAACAAAUGCAUGGACAAGAAGAAAACUGUGAUGAACUAUAUUAUUAGGCUGAAAGCUAUACCUAGAAAAGUGGACAGCAAAAAGCUAUUGUCUCUGAAUACCAAAAGUGGUCCUUGGAUAAAGAAACUUGUAGAUGGUGAGGAGGUAACACUGCCUGAUGGACGGACUGUAAAACCAGAUGAUGUUCUGUUUGAGAAAGACAAGGAUUUGGGACCCAUAGUAGUGGUAGAUUGUCCAACAGAAGAUUACCUGGACUCCUUAAGUACAAACAAACAGUUGUUGGAUCUUCAAACUGAGACUGACAGUAAACCACUCAUGAUAAUACAUAUGGCUCCAGCUACAAUUAUAGAGGAGCCACGUUACAAGGCUUUCAUGGACAGACACCAGUCUGGGACAAUACACCUGAUGUUGAAUGAGAACUCACCAGGUCCAUACUUGCAUAGUAGCCAACAGUACCAUUCAGCUCUCAAUUAUCUAGAUCCAGAAUUAUUUCCAGCUCUUCAGGGACACUUUCACUACACGAAGAGACCUGAGCCAGCUACAGGCAGUGUUGUGCAAGCAUGUUAUGGUCUUACAUAUAAUAUCAGACCUAUGAGUAGCCGAGGCUUUAAUUGGGAAGAGUUGUUAUAUCUGAACCAAGAGGAAUUUUUUGCUGAGGUUAAAAGGAGAGCUAAGGUUGAUGCACUUGGAAUGAUUAAGAAAGUGACAUGUGAAGACAAGGUGGCAAACUUGAUGAAUUUUAAGGAGUCCGACAUUGAUGAUGAGGUGAUGAAACUCAGAUCUCUGUUAAAACAGCAAAGAAAGGAAGCUGCAGAUCAGACAGAAGAGUACCCAGAGAUAGUGUUCCUUGGCACUGGUUCGGCCAAACCUGCCUUAACAAGAAAUGCAAGUGCCAUUCUUAUACAGAUGAGAAAGGAUGAAUACUUUUUGAUGGACUGUGGUGAGGGGACACUUACUCAGUUGUAUCAGAUGUAUGGACUUGAGAAGACGCACCACAUCCUGUCCAACUUGAAAGCCAUGUUUAUCUCACAUCUGCAUUUUGACCAUCAUGGGGGAAUGUUUGGUGUGUUAGAAGCUCGCCGGAAAGUUAUUAGUAUGGCCGAGAGGAGUGAUAGGUUGACAGUUUUUGCCCCUGUUCCACUGAAGAAAUGGUUCAAUCUGUUCUCCACCUGUGUAGCUCCUAUAGAAAGUACUAUUGAGAUGAUACCGCAUCAUGUCAUACAUGAAGCUGUGAAAAGUAACAAAGACUCCAGUUAUAUAGCACGUGCAAAAGAUGUUCUUGGUGUUUCGGAGUUUGUAGUGAUGCCUGUUGUUCAUACAACCAACUCUUUUGGAAUUUCAAUCAGGCACCGAGAUGGCUGGAAACUUGUCUAUUCUGGUGAUUCCAUGCCUUGCCAGGAGCUUGUACGAUAUGGUAAAGACUGUGAUAUUCUCAUACAUGAGGCAACAUUUGAUGAUUAUGGCGAAGAAGAUGCUGCCUUUAAAAGACACAGUACAACAUCUCAAGCAAUUGAAGUUGGUAGGCAAAUGAAUGCUAAAUUCACUCUACUUACGCACUUUAGCCAGAAAUAUGCCAAGGUUCCAGUAUUUACUGAGAAUUUCACAGAAAAUGUUGGUUUUUCCUUUGACUUCAUGCAGCUGCGACCGAGUCAGUUAUGGUUAAUUCAUUUGCUCAAGCCAGCUCUUAAAUUAAUGUAUGGAUUCAACUUAGAAACCAGACUGAUUAAUUUGAGGAAAAAUCUAAGUCUAAAAUCUCAUAGAGAAAAGGCAUAUUUAGAGAAGGCAGUCAGUGAAAAAAGAUUGGCAGAUAAGGCAUUUCUGAAAAAGAAGCGUGACUCCAUGGAGGAGUGGUCUGAGAAAGGUGAAGACUUAAAGUCAAAGUUGUUAACUAUUGAACAAAAAACAAAAUUGAGAGAACAGACAAAAUGUGAUGGAAAUGUUGAAGUUAAAGAAGAUGAGGAGAUGGAGGAUGGUAAUGUCACUGAAGGCAGUAAUAAAAGGAAAGUGGAGACUGAAAGUGUAGUAAAUAAGAGCAGGAAAACAGACACAGAUGUUUGUGUAGCCACUACCUCAGACAGUAAUGGUGGUUUUGUGGAGCAGGAUGAUACUGUGAUAGGAAGCUCGUACAUUUUAGAAGACUCUAAAACAGCUGUGGAAUGAGGAAUUCAAAAUAAUUGUAGAAAUAUACCAUGAGAAAGUUAAAGAAAAACCAGUCAUUAUUGCAUUCUAAGAAAGGGAAAUAUUGCAAUGGAAAAUACCAGUGACUUGGUUUAGUUAUUUUUAUGCCCCCGAAGGGAGGCAUAUAGUUUUUGAACCGUCUGUCUGUCGGUCUGUCAGUCUGUCGGUCUGUCGGUCUGUCCGCAUUUUUCGUGUCCGGUCCAUAUCUUUGUCAUAGAUGGAUGGAUUUUCAAAUAACUUGGCAUGAAUGUGUACCACAGUAAGACGACGUGUCACGCGCAAGACCCAGGUCCGUAGCUCAAAGGUCAAGGUCACACUUAGACAUUAAAGGUUAUUGCAUUGAUGGGCGUGUCCGGUCCAUAUCUUUGUCAUCAAUGGAUGGAUUUUCAAAUAACUUGGCAUGAAUGUGUACCACAGUAAGACGAUGUGUCGCGCACAAGACCCAGGUCCGUAGCUCAAAGGUCAAGGUCACACUUAGACAUUAAGGGAUAGUGCAUUGAUGGGCGUGUCUGGUCCAUAUCUUUGUCAUCAAUGGAUGGAUUUUCAAAUAACUUGGCAUGAAUGUGUACCACAGUAAGACGACGUGUCAUGCGCAAGAUCCAGGUCCGUAGCUCAAAGGUCAAGGUCACACUUAGAUGUUAAAGGUCUUUUUUCAUGAUAGUGCAUUGAUGGGCGUGUCCGGUCCAUAUCUUUGUCAUUCAUGCAUGGAUUUUAAAAUAACUACGCAUAAAUGUGUGACACAGUAAGACGACGUGUUACGCGCAAGACCCAGCUCCAUAGGUCAAAGGUCCUAAACUCGAACAUCGGCCAUAACUAUUCAUUUAAAGUGCCAUCGGGGGCAUGUGUCAUCCUAUGGAGACAGCUCUUGUUGUUUUCUGCUUGCGUAGGAUAGAGACAGAAUGAUGUUAUCCUGAUUUUAGUGCAUCUGUCCGAUUGCAUCUAGUACUUUUGAUAUGCCUGUCUCUGAAAGAGUGGGGCGUAUUAUGUGAACACCCGCGGCAGGGGGGUGGGCGGGCAGGCGGGCAGCAUCCAAAGCAUGUCCACUCUCUUAAGUCAUACAGUUUUCAUCUGAUCUUAACCAAACUUGCUGACAAUGUUUGUGGGCAUAAUACCUCAACCAAGUUCGAUAACCACCCAAAUCGCCACAGGCAAUCCUGGAUAAUGGCCCUUGAAUUACUUGAAAAACUGCGAAUUUAGCCUUGUCGGCUCUCUUAGUCGAACAGUUUUCAUCUGAUCUUCACCAAACUUGCUGACAAUGUUUGUGGGCGUAAUAUCUCGGCUAAGUUCCAUAACCACCCAAAUGGCCCCAUGCCAUCUCGGGUUAUGGCCCUUGGAUUACUUGAAAAACUGCUAAUUUAGCCUUGUCCGCUCUCUAAGUUGAACAGUUUUCAUCAGACAGGUGUAUUUUGUGACAGUCUGGCACUCUUGUUCAUUUGUUAAGCAAUAUGUACCAAGAUAAACUACUAUUUAAUGUUCUAAACCAAAAACAAAUGAUAUGAGUCAACCUAGCAGUCAAUAUCAUAUUCCAAAAAUGAAUUAUACGAGUCAACAUUUUGAGUUUAGGUGAACAAAGCAGGGGGAAAUGUCCAUUUUUUUCUGUCAAGCAGGUUUUAAUGUAAACAUUUUGCCAGUGUUUGCAUACAGGUUGAUAGGGACAGCUGUCUACAGUAAAUAAGAUAACAAAAUGCUUUGUUAGACCUUAAUGAAAGUCCAUAUAUUCAUGGCCAUGGUAUUUUUAUCGUUGGUUUCAAAUCCCUUGUGGGAUUGUAAGUUACUUCCUGGGACAAAAAUGUGUGGAGAUGUGAAAUGUAAGUUAAUAGUAACUUUAUGGGAAGCUACUUUGAGGACAACAUCGUUAAAAUAAAAAGAGAAAAGAAAAAAUAUGAGAAAAUGAAAUGUGAUAUUCUGUAUUGUAAAGAUAUGUGUCAUCUUUAAAUGUUGUAGAGUUGAGUUACAGAACAAACACAUUAUAAUGUAACAUUUAAUUGUGGCAAACUUUGUCUUGUUGAAAUCAGUUUAUACCUGAUCAUUUCAUAUAAGUUUGCUAUACUUGUAUUUUUACUGAGAAGUAUAUGGUUUUGAUUUCACAGUAUGUAGAUAUAUUUUUUUUAAUCUGUAACAGUUAAACAGGAUUAGUUCUUUGCAGGACUAAAAUGAGAUAGCUGUUUCUCAGUGUGUUAUUACCUGUACUUUAUGGAGAUAAAUGAUCUUUUAAUGAAAUGAUUUGUACAAAGAAAUCAACUGUUUUUAAAAUAAAGUCAGUUAUUGAAAGUCA
Molecule: messenger RNA, 5178 nt
Organism: Mercenaria mercenaria
Lineage: Eukaryota; Metazoa; Mollusca; Bivalvia; Venerida; Veneridae
Product: zinc phosphodiesterase ELAC protein 2-like
Exons: 22
Coding region: 15-2885 (956 amino acids)
Biological process (GO): mitochondrial tRNA 3'-end processing
Cellular component (GO): mitochondrion
Molecular function (GO): 3'-tRNA processing endoribonuclease activity
Source: RefSeq, a predicted model, not a curated record